GCCACCCUCUCGCGCGAUGAGACUUGUGAUGUCGGGAUUAGCUGGCCGGCAGGAGCCAAGGAGCUGGACACUAACGGCGUUACGGGACGUUUAAGCAGCGAUCCGGGACUGCAGGCUGUGUUAAGAAAGGCGGGUUUGGACAGCGGGACUGUUGGGCGGUAUGCUUAAUGGUUCAGUGUACAGGGGGUGGCUUUUGAUCAUUGUCAUAUCGGUGUAUGGUCUCUCCAGAGCUUCAUGGAACAUGAGACCUGCAAGUAACAAUAUUUGUUAAUGUCUGGUUCUUGGAACCCACCAAAGGAGUUUUUGCUGAGACAAAGUUGGGAGGGGGUGAGGCUUUCUGCCUUGUCCUCCUCCUCCCUGGGGAGCAGUCCUUCCUGUCCUCGGACCCCACACCUAGUGAGUGGAUGUGGGUUUGUCAUGAGUCCGGCCGGCUGCUCCCAUGUGAACAGCUUUAAGGUGGAGAAUUGGAAGCAAAACCUGCGAGUUAUUUACCAGUGCUUUGUGUGGAGUGGGACUCCAGAAACCAGGAAGAGGAAGGCUAAAUCGUGCAUCUGUCAUAUGUGUGGAGCUCACUUGAACAGACUUCACUCUUGUCUCUACUGUGUUUUCUUUGGCUGCUUUACAAAGAAACAUAUUCACGAACACGCAAAAAAUAAGAGGCACAAUCUGGCUAUAGAUCUAUUGUAUGGGGGUAUAUACUGCUUUAUGUGUCAAGAUUAUAUAUAUGACAAAGAUAUGGAGCAAGUUGCCAAAGAAGAACAACGUAAAGCUUGGAAAUUGCAAGCUUUCUCCCCAGCACUGGUUUCUCCAUACCAGUAUGCAAUGACUGGAGUUGGAGAAAAGUAUUCAACGUGGGAGCCAACAAAGCGGGAACUAGAGCUGUUACAGCAUAACCCCAAGAGAAGAAAAAUUACGACAAAUUGUACUAUAGGUUUGCGAGGUUUAAUUAAUCUUGGGAACACAUGUUUUAUGAACUGUAUUGUCCAGGCACUUACCCACACUCCCUUGCUGCGCGAUUUCUUCCUUUCGGACAGACAUAAAUGUGAAAUGCAAAGCCCCAACUCUUGCCUUGUUUGUGAAAUGUCUACGCUCUUUCAGGAGUUUUACUCUGGACAUCGUUCUCCUCACAUUCCGUAUAGGUUACUGCACCUUGUAUGGACACAUGCACGACAUUUAGCAGGGUACGAGCAGCAAGAUGCACAUGAGUUCCUCAUUGCUGCUUUAGAUGUUCUUCACAGACAUUGCAAAGGUGAUGAUAAUGGAAAAAAGGCCAACAAUCCAAACCACUGUAACUGUAUCAUAGACCAAAUCUUCACAGGAGGCCUACAGUCAGAUGUAACCUGUCAAGUGUGCCAUGGGGUCUCUACUACUAUAGAUCCAUUUUGGGAUAUCAGCUUAGAUCUGCCAGGUUCUUCGACUCCAUUCUGGCCUCUGAGCCCAGGAAGUGAUUCUGCUGUGGUUAAUGGGGAAAGUCAUGUGUCAGGAACAACAACACUCACAGACUGUCUCAGGAGGUUUACACGACCAGAGCAUCUAGGAAGUAGUGCCAAAAUCAAAUGCAGUGGUUGCCAUAGUUACCAGGAAUCUACUAAACAGCUGACCAUGAAGAAAUUGCCUAUUGUGGCUUGUUUUCAUCUCAAACGAUUUGAGCAUUCGGCUAAACUGAGGCGGAAGAUUACAACAUACGUGUCAUUCCCGUUGGAGCUGGACAUGACGCCAUUUAUGGCCUCAAGUAAAGAGAGCCGAAUGAAUGGACAGUAUCAGCAACCAUCUGAUAGUUUACACAAUGACAAUAAGUAUUCCUUGUUUGCAGUAGUUAAUCACCAAGGAACCUUGGAGAGUGGACAUUACACAAGCUUCAUCAGGCAACACAAGGACCAGUGGUUCAAAUGUGAUGAUGCAAUUAUCACCAAGGCUAGCAUUAAAGAUGUUCUAGACAGUGAAGGGUAUUUGCUUUUCUAUCACAAGCAGUUUCUGGAGUAUGAGUAACUUAAUCAGAGUUUUUCUGAAUUACCUGUAUAGAAUGAUAUCAAACAAGAAGCCUUCUGCUAUGACACAAAUCUACCUGAAAUGUACACACAAACCAGAUAUACACCGGAGCAAUGUCGCUAUCACACUUGCCAAUGCUGGCUCUUGAACUGGUGGAGCAACUAUUAAGGCAAAUGGGGAGCUGCAGAAGUGUGGAGGGAUACUCAAACUCUGGCACUAAACAUCUUUCAUUGUGUUUCUGGGAUGUUGUGUGGGAAGGCUGGGAGGGGGGAAGAUCACAUCUCCAAAUAUAGUCAUCCUUUCCAUUGGUGCUUGAGCUUCAAAGGAGGAAUAACUUGACAGUACAUAUCAUGAUCAAGCGAAGCCAAUAAGUGGAUUAGCGUGGUGGGACUGUUAAACGGUUACAUAAAGGGAGAUUCCAGGAUGGUGUCCUCCAAAACAGUUAUAAAUGGCAAGAGAGAACUUUGCAAUUAUCUUUAUUUGUGAAUUUUCGUUAUGAAAUAAAUACAGUAUGAAAUUAUUAUGGUCUGUGUUUAUCAGCCACCAAUUGAAAAUCCUGGAUUGUGGACCAAUUCAACAAACACUGAGACCAAUUUUCAGUAUAAAUGUUUUCAUUUUAAAUGCCCCUGAAAACCAGAACAUGGAUUUUUUCCCCCCACAGAUUGAUUUUAAUUUUGUCCGUCAUCGAAUAGCAAUUUUAUUUUGUGUGUUCAUGAAAAUUAACUUCAUUAUUGCAGCCAUGAGUAAAAGGAAAGGUAUAACAAAUGGA
Messenger RNA from Xenopus tropicalis (tropical clawed frog), 2758 nucleotides. It is a transcript of the gene usp22, whose product is annotated as ubiquitin specific peptidase 22. The coding region runs from base 271 to 1989 and encodes 572 amino acids. Gene Ontology annotation, biological process: protein deubiquitination; ubiquitin-dependent protein catabolic process. The transcript is spliced from 15 exons. Gene Ontology annotation, molecular function: zinc ion binding; cysteine-type deubiquitinase activity. The record is from RefSeq and is a predicted model, not a curated record. Gene Ontology annotation, cellular component: nucleus. Lineage: Eukaryota; Metazoa; Chordata; Amphibia; Anura; Pipidae.